UGAGCAUAUAAAAAUCUAGCAAAGCCGCUUAUUUCUGGACACCAGUAUUAGCGUUGGUGUGUUCGUUCCUGUUCAAAAGAAAGGAUUUUUGCGUAUUUUCCAAAGAAAAAGAUCCAACGGUAAAAGCAAUCAUGCCUUUCGGUAACACCCACAACAAGCUGAAGAUGAACUACACUUCUGAGCAGGAAUACCCCGACCUCAGCAAACACAACAAUCACAUGGCGAAGGUGCUCACUCCAGAGAUGUACGCCAACCUGCGGGACAAGGAAACUCCGAGUGGAUUUACCUUGGAUGAUGUUAUUCAAACUGGGGUGGAUAACCCAGGCCACCCCUUCAUCAUGACAGUGGGCUGCGUGGCUGGCGACGAGGAGACGUACGAGGUGUUCAAGGAGCUGCUGGACCCCGUCAUCGAAGACCGCCACGGAGGGUACAAGCCAACAGACAAACACAAGACCGACCUGAACCCAGACAACCUUGUGGGUGGGGAUGACCUUGACCCGAACUACGUCUUGAGCUCCAGAGUGCGAACUGGAAGGAGCAUCCGCGGCUUCUGUCUUCCCCCACACUGCAGCCGCGGGGAGCGACGCGCCAUCGAGAACAUGGCCAUUGAAAGUCUCGCCUCACUAGAUGGGGACCUCAAUGGCCAGUAUUAUGCCCUAAAAAACAUGACCGAUGAAGAGCAGCAACAGCUUAUUGACGACCACUUCCUGUUCGACAAGCCCGUGUCUCCCCUGCUGCUGGCAUCUGGCAUGGGCCGUGACUGGCCCGACGGCCGAGGCAUCUGGCACAACGAUGGCAAGACCUUCCUGGUCUGGGUGAAUGAGGAGGAUCACCUGCGGGUCAUCUCCAUGCAGAAGGGCGGCAACAUGAAGGAGGUCUUCAACCGCUUCUGUACAGGCCUCACAAAGAUCGAGAGCCUGUUCAAGGAUAAGGGCCACGAGUUCAUGUGGAACGAGCACCUGGGCUACGUCCUCACCUGCCCCUCCAACCUGGGCACCGGGCUGCGAGCCGGAGUUCACGUCAAGCUACCCAACCUCAGCAAGAACGAGAAGUUUGGCGAGGUCCUCAAGAGGUUGAGGCUUCAGAAGCGAGGCACAGGGGGCGUGGACACCGCGGCUGUGGGUGGCGUCUUCGACAUCUCCAACGCGGAUCGUCUGGGCUUCUCCGAGGUGGAGCUGGUGCAGAUGGUUGUCGACGGCGUCAAGACUCUGGUGGACAUGGAGAAGCGCCUGGAGGGGGGCCAGUCCUUUGACGACCUUAUGCCCGACCAGAAGUGAACGCACUCUAAAACCCUUUGACCUCUUCUCUCUCCAUCUCUCGCUCUCUCUCCCACCCCUUCACCAAUAUCUCCUUUUUUUUUUUCUUCUCAAAAACAAUAAUCUUAACCUCAUCAAGGAAAUACACUCUGCCGACACAUUUAGUGGCACUAAAGUUAGUCUUCCAUCUGUGUGAUGCCGGAUUUUAUAUCUGAAAUGCUGUCGGGUUGCAAAAUGUUUGAGGAUGGAUCUUAACACCUGAAAUAAAAAUCUCAUUGGCCCAUG
Messenger RNA from Esox lucius (northern pike), 1541 nucleotides. RefSeq names its product creatine kinase B-type. NCBI's taxonomy places the organism in Eukaryota, Metazoa, Chordata, Actinopteri, Esociformes, Esocidae. Gene Ontology annotation, biological process: phosphocreatine biosynthetic process. Gene Ontology annotation, molecular function: creatine kinase activity. The coding region runs from base 132 to 1277 and encodes 381 amino acids. The record is from RefSeq and is a predicted model, not a curated record. The transcript is spliced from 8 exons.